AUGCAGGGCGAACUCGAACAUCGCCACGUCAAGAGGUUUUAUGCACGGACAAACAAAAUCGGAUACGAGCUUCAAAUCGCCAAGCAUCUACGCCGCGCCGCGCUCAUGCGCGCGAUUCGGCAGCUCGAUGACUAUGUCCCGCGCCGCGAACGUCUCAGGCAAGAUCGCCUAGCUCAUAUGGCCCCGCCAUCCAUGUCGUCACGUCCGGAGCCCAGUGGACACGAUGCGGACACUCGCCCGGAUUCACCGCUCCCGCCGACCAACCCUCUCGUCCACUACGCCAUCUCGAACACUUCACGCCUCGCGCUAGGUAUGCGAAAUUGGAUCUCCAAGAAUCGUAACGACCCAGCGGCAGACAACUUUAUUCCUCUCCUCCGUGCACACCUCCUCGGUAGACUACUCGACUUGCCGCCCGGGGAAGGUGGUGGACCUGGCGUGUUCACCGAUGCACAGCUCGACCACAUUGAAGUACAAAAUGACCGCAUCUAUAGCCACAAGGUCCUGCGCAUCAACUACACGACAUAUGACAUCCGGCGUGAUCAAGACAUCAUCAAACCGACCACCCACCCCGACAUCAUGCUGCUCGCUGAUGACCCCAUCUCCGCCCACCCAUUCUGGUACGCUCGGGUCAUAGAUAUAUUCCACGCUAAUGUACGCUACACUGGUGCCGGAGCGACUCGUCUCAUGCGCGAGGGCUUGCGCAUGGAUUUCCUCUGGGUGCGAUGGUACCGCUUGGACAAUGACAACACCCCGGCCGGCUUCCAAGAAGCACGCCUGCCACGCCUUUCCUUUGUGGACGCCAACGACCUGGAUACACCCCCAUUCGGAUUUGUCAACCCAUCCGAUGUUGUCCGCGGGGCUUACCUGCUGCCCGCGUUCCACCAUGGCUUCACCGACGAGCUCCUGCUGCCUUCGCCCCUAGCUCGGCAUGCCUCCGAAAAUGAUGAAGAUUAUCGCUAUUACUAUGCCUGCAUGUAA
This is a messenger RNA of Trametes versicolor FP-101664 SS1, 978 nucleotides long. RefSeq lists its product as uncharacterized. The record is from RefSeq and is a predicted model, not a curated record. Bases 1 to 978 code for a protein of 325 amino acids. Lineage: Eukaryota; Fungi; Basidiomycota; Agaricomycetes; Polyporales; Polyporaceae. The transcript is spliced from 2 exons.